AUGGAGUCUAGGGGAAUGGUUGCUAUCAUAACAGGCGGUGUUUCUGGCAUUGGACUUGCCAUUACCCGACUUGUUGCCAGUGCGCCAGGUACACACGUAUACCUUCUCGACCUCAAUGUGACUACCGGAUCGAAAGCGAUAAACCAAUUAAGAACAGAGUUUCCUGAGUCAACCUUUUCUUUCCAGGAAUGCAAUGUUGCAUCUUGGGAAUGUCAGCUUGCUGCUUUCGAUCAGGCUUACGCAGAACAUGGCCGUAUUGACUUGGUCGUGGCGAAUGCGGGUAUUUCCGAACAAGAGUCUCUCGCCAAAGUCCAAGGAAUGGCGAUACAAAAGCCCAAUCUUAGCGUCAUCGAUGUCAAUAUUUCGGGGACGAUCUAUUCUGUCAAGCUUGGGAUCCACUACUUGGCCAAGAACAAGCCCACCAAACGCUCUGGAAUCGAUAGCCGGGGUAGCAUCAUCUGCACAGCAUCCUGCGCUGGUAUCUAUCCUUUUCCCACCGCGCCACUUUAUGCUGCGUCUAAGCACGCUGUUGUGGGCCUUGUACGCUCACUUGCACGCUCACUUGCAGAAGAGGAUCUACAAAUUCAAAUAAACGCUAUCGCACCUGGUCCUGUAAAGACUGGGCUUUCUCAGGACUCAACAUAUUAUGACAUGCUCGCGGUAACCCCUAUGGAAACUGUGCUAAAGGCCACUGCGACCUUUAUCAAUGAUGCAAGUCUGUCUGGUCAAAUAGCGGAAUUACACAAGGAAAGCAUCACCUACCAGGCUGCACCGCCGUUUCAGCACGACGAAACCAGACAGAACAUCGAAACCUAUUGGAAGCUUGGAAAUGUAUAA
Molecule: messenger RNA, 837 nt
Organism: Aspergillus niger
Lineage: Eukaryota; Fungi; Ascomycota; Eurotiomycetes; Eurotiales; Aspergillaceae
Exons: 3
Coding region: 1-837 (278 amino acids)
Cellular component (GO): cytoplasm
Molecular function (GO): oxidoreductase activity, acting on the CH-OH group of donors, NAD or NADP as acceptor
Source: RefSeq, a predicted model, not a curated record